Molecule: messenger RNA, 1603 nt
Organism: Brienomyrus brachyistius
Lineage: Eukaryota; Metazoa; Chordata; Actinopteri; Osteoglossiformes; Mormyridae
Product: kelch-like protein 10
Exons: 6
Coding region: 241-1020 (259 amino acids)
Molecular function (GO): protein binding
Source: RefSeq, a predicted model, not a curated record
AGCGGGCGGUUUUAAGGUUGACGCGGGCGGCUAAAAAUGGACAGCGGGUCCAAAGACUUUUGGCAGGAUGGAGAAUUGUAUCCGUUAAUGGAUCUGCGGGUCUGGGCAGGAUUGGACAGAAAUAUUGCGAGAGUGACAGACACGGUCAGCAGAAGUGGACAGUAAUGAGCUCUGUUCGCCAGUAGCUGGAACGUGAAGGGGAAGCGUGAGCACAUUAUCCCAGGCAUUUCCCCGGAAGCCAUGAAGCUGAUCAUCGAGUACGCCUACGCGCACUCUCUGGUUGUCACGCCUGACAACGUGGAGAGCCUCCUGGUGGCCGCUGAUCAGUUUAACAUCCCAAGCAUCAUGCAGCACUGCAGCAACUUCCUGCAGGACCAGCUCUGCCUUGAAAACUGUGUUGGCAUUUUUAUAAUCGCCGACAUCUACCACCUCAGCGAGCUGCGGGAGUCUGUAUUUUGCAAUGUCUUGAGGAACUUCAAGGAGAUCGCCAGCUCCUCGGAGGAGUUCCUACAGCUCACUCUAGAGCAACUUGAUGACAUUAUCGAAAAAGAUGAGCUGAACGUUAGCCAGGAGGAGGUGGUGUUUGAGGCCAUCCUCCGAUGGAUCGCACAUGAGCCUUCCAGCCGCAAUGGCCACAUUGCUGUGCUGUUGCCCAAGGUCCGGUUGGCUCUAAUGAAUGAAGAGUACUUAAUGAGGAAUGUGAUAAACAAUGAUCUUGUAAAGGCCAGUAAGGAGUGCAGGCGCAUUGUCAGCGACGCCUUGAAGCCCGUGUACGACUUGGACAUCACCGGUCCACCCCGGUCUGACUUUGAAAACCCGCUGACCCGGCCACGCCUGCCAUCCGAAAUUUUGUUGGCCAUUGGUGGCUGGACUGAAAACCCAGCCAGUCAAAUCACGGCAUAUGACACCCGAGCCGAUCCCUGGGCAGAUAUGACGUUGGAGCACGAGACCCCCUGUCCUACCAUGGGUCAGUCUAUUUAUAUGGAUUUGUUUAUUUCAUUGGGGGGACUGACGGAUUAGUCUGCUCCAGCAGCGUGCGGAGGUUCAGUCCUUUUACGCGGACAUGGGACCAGGUGGCCCCAAUGCAGACACGACGCUGCUAUGUGAGCGUGGCUGUGGCUGAUGGCUACAUAUACGCCUUUGGCGGCUUUGAUGGCCUCACGCGCCUCAACACAUCAGAGCGGUACGACCCGGCAUCAAACAGCUGGACCUUCAUCCAGCCCAUGCAGGAGCGGAGGAGCGACGCCAGUGCCACCACACUGCACGGCAAGAUAUACGUCUGUGGUGGCUACAACGGCGAUACGACCGUCCAAACCGCCGAGUGCUACAACCCAGUCACUGAGCGAUGUACCACUAUAGCCCCAAUGACAACUCCCCGGCAUGGUGUUGGAGUCAUUGCUUACAGGGAUAAAGUCUAUGCAGUUGGUGGUACAUUCCAGUUCAAGUAUUUACGGAGCGUGGAGGCCUACGACCCUGUGAAUGACCGCUGGCAAGCUGUGAAGCCCAUGUACGAGACACGCAGCAACUUUGGACUCGAGGUGGUAGAUGACCUGUUGUUCGUGUUGGGUCGAUAUAGAUCACAAUUAAAGUUUGAGUCUCUUCA